GAAGAGGCUCCAGGCGGGAGUUUUGUGACAAAGGCGAGACCUCCAAGUCUCUUAGAGUCGUGAAGAAGGCAGCCAGCCGGGCUCCUGUGCAUUCCACCCAGAUGGAUUAUAAGUCCAGCCUGAUCCAGGAUGGGAACCCCAUGGAGAACCUGGAGAAGCAGCUGAUCUGUCCCAUCUGCCUGGAGAUGUUCACCAAGCCUGUGGUCAUCCUGCCCUGCCAGCACAAUCUCUGCCGGAAGUGUGCCAACGACAUCUUCCAGGCUGCGAAUCCCUACUGGACCAACCGGGGUGGCUCGGUGUCCAUGUCUGGAGGUCGCUUCCGCUGUCCCUCCUGCCGCCACGAGGUGAUCAUGGACCGUCACGGGGUGUACGGGCUGCAACGGAAUUUGCUGGUGGAGAACAUCAUCGACAUCUACAAGCAGGAGUGCUCCGGCCGGCCCCUGCAGAAGGGCAGCCACCCCAUGUGCAAGGAGCACGAAGACGAAAAGAUCAACAUCUACUGUCUCACGUGUGAGGUGCCCACGUGCUCCAUGUGCAAGGUGUUCGGGGCGCACCAGGCCUGUGAGGUGGCCCCACUACAGAGCGUCUUUCAGGGACAGAAGACAGAGCUGAGUAACUGUAUCUCCAUGUUGGUGGCGGGGAACGACCGUGUGCAGACCAUCAUCACCCAGCUGGAGGACUCCUGUCGAGUGACCAAGGAGAACAGCCACCAGGUGAAGGAAGAGUUGAGCCGGAAGUUUGAUGCCCUGUAUGCCAUCCUGGACGAGAAGAAGAGUGAGUUGCUGCAGCAGAUCACACAGGAGCAAGAGGAGAAACUCAGCUUCAUCGAGGCCCUCAUCCAGCAGUACCGGGAGCAGCUGGAGAAGUCCACCAAGCUGGUGGAGACGGCCAUCCAGUCCCUAGAUGAGCCAGGAGGGGCCAUCUUCCUCUUGAGUGCCAAGCAGCUCAUCAAAAGCAUUGUGGAAGCUUCCAAGGGUUGCCAGCUGGGCAAGACAGAGCAGGGUUUUGAGAACAUGGACUACUUUACUUUGGACUUAGAGCACAUAGCAGAUACCCUGAGGGCCAUCGACUUUGGAACAGAUGAGGAAGAGGAAGAGUUCAUUGAAGAAGAGGAUCAGGAAGAGGAAGAGCCCAUGGAGGGGAAGGACGAAGGUCACCAGUCAGAAGCUGAAUGAGGGAGAGACCCUCUAGAUGCAGAG
Sorex araneus (European shrew) is the source of this 1199-nucleotide messenger RNA. It is a transcript of the gene TRIM63, whose product is annotated as tripartite motif containing 63. Bases 102 to 1175 code for a protein of 357 amino acids. Lineage: Eukaryota; Metazoa; Chordata; Mammalia; Eulipotyphla; Soricidae. The record is from RefSeq and is a predicted model, not a curated record. Gene Ontology annotation, molecular function: zinc ion binding. The transcript is spliced from 9 exons.